AUGAGUAUUUCAACGGCUAUACAACCACCUUCGUUGUCUAGCACUACAAUUAAAACCAACCAAGGUGCUUCAUCUUCAAUAAUAUCAUCACCAAAAUCUACAACAAAAUUAAAUUCAAUUUCAUUACCUUUAAGAUCACUUACUAUAUCUAAUCCAAAAACUGAAGAAGAUAACUUUAUAAAUAAAUUAAAAUCAAAUAUUAUAUUAAUUACAAAAUUUUCAUUUAAUUCAGAAACAUCAAAUGAAUUAAGUAUAAAAAAGGGAGAUAUUCUAAAAUUAUUAGACGUACCUAGUAAUGGAUGGUUAUUAGUAAAAUUUAUUGAUAAAUUACAACCACCAGGUUUAAUACCUGCAUUAUAUGUCGAUAUAGCAGUUAAUGAUCCAAUAAAUCCAAUAACUUUAACUUGGUUACAUUCAAUUAAUAAUGCUUCAUCAAAUAUUAUAAAAGAUCAUAAAUUUUUAAAUUUACAAUUUAAUAAAAUUGAAUCAAAAUUUCAAACUAUAAAUAAUAAACCAUAUCCUAUUCUUGUAUCAAUACUGAAUUUUGCAUUGUAUAAUCAAAGAUAUUGGUAUAGAUUAGAUGUUGAAUUAUCAAAUAAAACAAAAAUUUAUUUAUGUAGAUAUUAUCAGGAUUUUUAUAAUUUACAUAUAAACUUGUUGGAUUUAAUUAGUAAAAUACCAAAUGAAGAUAAAGAAGAAGAUGAAAUAGAUUUAAAAUUACCAAAAUUACCAGAACCUUUACCAACAAGAUCAAAAAAGGAUGUAAAUGAAAAUAAUAUACUAGAAGAUGAUAUCAAUUUAUUACUCAAAAGAUGUAAUGAUUUAAAUAUUUAUAUUAAUAAAUUAAUCUUAAAUAAAUAUUUUCAAACUUCAAAUGAAUUGAAUGAUUGGCUUGAUUUGGAAUAUAAUGAAUUACCAGGUUUUUUGGAAGUUGAACAAUUGGAAAAUGAUGAAAUUAAUCAAAAAAUAUUACCAGGUUCAAUUGAUGUAGUAAAAGAAUUUAAUGAGAAGAAAUUCAAAGAAAAAGAAGAAUUUGAGAAAUUACAAAAGGAAAAAGAGCAAGAAAAUCAAGAAGAAGACUUGGAGGACGACGAUGAAAAUGAUGAAGAAGAAGAAGAAGAGAAAGAAGAUUUACCAUCAAGAACUAAAUCAAAAAAUAUAUACAAUAAUUAUCAACAAGCAUCAUCAGCUUUUAGACAAACUUCAAUAAAGAGAACUCAAUCAAAAAGUAAAUCAAAACUGAUAUCACCAACUUCAUCAACUCCAAAUAAUUCUUUUAAUAUAUCAAAUUCAUCUAUAACUUUAGUUAAAGACCAAGACGUGGGUACUCCAAAUACAUCAAUGGAUUCAAAUACUAAUUCAAAUUCUCCUACAAUAAUAAGGAAAAAAUCUCAACAUUUUCAUCCUAAACAACCUCAAAAUUAUCCACCAUUACCUCAAAAUCAUAAACUUCCAUCAUCAUUUUCAACUCCUCCAAUACCACAUUCUAAUCAAUUUACAGGAAAUUCCCCACAUCAACAACAUCAACAACAAGUAACUCCAACUAAGAGUUCAUCAUCUCAUCAACCACCACCUCAUCAUUUCCACAAUCAUCAACAACAAUACUCCCCAAAUUAUGUAAAUUUCCCACAUGCUCCAAAAACACCAACAACAAAGCCAGGUUUUUCACCAAGAAAUCAAAUGAUAAAUUCACCUCAAAUUUCACAAUUUCCACCAAAUUAUUAUUAUAAUCAACAACAAAAUCAACAACAAAAUAUAAAAAUGUCACCAUUAAGUAUUAACACAAAGAUAUUCCCAAUAUCAGGAUACCCAAACCCAAGCCAAUCUCCACAACAAUUACAACAACAACAAUCACCAACUACCACAAAAAAGCAUCCAUUACAAAACCAUCAAAUAUUAAGAUGUAAAGUGUUAAACUUAAAGAAUGAAAUGUUAUAUAUAAGUAUCCCGAAAUAUCAAAUUUUAUCAAUUAAAAACUUUAAAUCAAUUAUUUUUAAAAAAUUAAAUAUUGGAGAUAAUCAAAGUUUAUUUAUUAAUUUACCAAAUUUUAAAAAUUUUGAAAAUUUAGAUCAUUGUAAAUUUAAUUUUGAUGAAUUUUUAAGAUUUAAUAAUGAAGUUAAUUUGAAAAUUGGUUAA
Molecule: messenger RNA, 2136 nt
Organism: Lodderomyces jiufengensis
Lineage: Eukaryota; Fungi; Ascomycota; Pichiomycetes; Serinales; Debaryomycetaceae
Exons: 1
Coding region: 1-2136 (711 amino acids)
Molecular function (GO): protein binding; phosphatidylinositol binding
Source: RefSeq, a predicted model, not a curated record